AUAGUUUUUUUUUUCCUCGGUUGAUUGCCCCUGCUGGUAUUUUACUUUUCCUAUAUAAACCAUUAGCGGUUUAAUUUAUUUUUAAGGUUUUGUUUCCUAAAAUGGGAUAUUGCGAAAGUUUUUGUAGGUACUCUUUUAUUUACCUUUUAUGGACCCUACCACGUUUUCGUAUAGGGUUACUAGGACCUAUUCAUAGUGUUGUGUUCCUGUCGGUGAGUAAGGUUGCCAGAUCUCAACGAGGGUGCGGAGUGUUAGGGAUGGGGUAGAGUUGCAGGCGUCCAUAGGCUACGGAUACUGCAUACCAUCAGGCGGGCCGUAUGUUUGUUUGCUACCGACGUAAUAUUAAAAAAAGGGAAAACUUCUAUAUUUAUUUGUACCUACUUAGUGGCAGGGCGAGAUUGUGAGCAUAAGUUAAGAAUUAUAUUAAUCUUUUAUAGAAUGUGAACCUUUGGUUAACGAUGAGUGAAAGUGCGACUAUGUCCAGAAAGGGAGCAGGCCGACCUUCUGGCGGGAAUCAGCUGAUCGGGUUUGCGCAAUGCGCAAAUCUAGGGGGCGCGGGUGGUUGAAGGGGGAGUACGAGGCGGGGGAGGCGGCAGCGCGCAACGAGAGGGUGUGCGGCGGCGCCCGGCCAGUCGCGCUCCCGCGGUCUGCUGCACCAGCCUCCGCGGAGCCGGCGUCACGGGCGCGGUGUCCGCGCGAGCGCCGCGCCGAGGCCGAGCGCCCCGACCCGCACCAAGCGCUGCUGUGAUACCUAUUUAUACAAACCGGCGAACGGCCAUGCGGAAACAGAUCGCGAUAUUGUCUCCCUACGCGCUCCGCACCGCUCCACGCGCUAGUUUAUGAGAGACGUUGCUCCUGAUUCAUGUACAAAAAUGUUCGAUAUGUCAAUUCAAGAAGUGAACGGGAAGGGUCCUAAGAAGAGGAAAAAGUCGUUGGAGCGUAUCUGUGAUAAUGAGGAGCGGCGGGAGCGUUCGGAGCUGAACGCGGGGGACGGUGCGGCGGAUAGCGGGAAGAAUGGUGCCGUGGACGCCAAGCCGGGGGCCCAGAGCGCCAAGGGUGCCCCGGGGCCCGGCGGCGUGGAGCUGCUGCACUGGCGGGACAUGCCGCAGCACCUGCAGUUCAACCCGUACGUGCUGACCGGCUACCGCCCGCUGCAGGGCUGGGCCGGCUGCGUCGGCAGCCUCUUUUACUUUCACAAUGAAACCAUUAAUAUACUCACCCACGGCGUAUCCCUGGUGUACAUCCUGGCGGUGCUGCCGGGACUGCUGCCGUGGGGCGGCGGCAGCGGCGCGUGGUUCCUGUCGCUGUGCCACCUGCUGGGCGCGCUGGCGCCCUGGUGCGGCUCCUUCCUCUACCACUUGUUCAUGAACCACGCGCGAGGCGAGCAACUCUACCACCGGCUGCUGCAGCUCGACAUGCUCGGUAUCUGGGUCAGUCAGAGCAUAGGUGCAAUACCCAUGGUGACGGCGACUGUGCACUGCGCGCCCGCGCCGCUGCGGUACACGGUGCUUGCAGUCUACAGCCUCGGCAGUUUGCUAGGCUUGUAUAAGGCGAUGCGCGCGUGGUCUCCGUGGGAACGGAGGCUGUGCUUCGCGGCGCCGUUCUGCAUGCGCGUGCUGCUGGCCGGCGCGCGCGCAGCCCGGCUCGGCGGCGGCUGCCCGCACGCUAUCUUGCACGUGUUCCUGCAGGAUGCAGUGUCCCUCGGCGGCGGCGUGAUCGGCGCCAUGCACAUCCCCGAGAAGUGGUUCCCGGGCGCUGUGGACCGCUGCCUCAACUCGCACAACAUCAUGCACGUGCUGGUCGUACUGGCCGUGUACUCCAUGCACCAGGUGACGACGCGCGACCUGGCGUGGAUGUCGCGCGUGGACUGCCGCGCGCCGCUGCGCACGCUCUGACGGCCCGUCUGCGCGCCCGCCCCCGCCGCCCGACACCUCGCGUCUUCACUACUACUCGCCUUCUAGAGAACUCUGCUGCCGGCAACGCAACGGCUUGAAACGUUCUUACUCAUGGUACACCGGUUACCGGUUGUGAGUUGUGUUAAAUCCAAUAAGCCGUCAAGUCUUAGACAAAAAGCCCAGCGUAGGUCCAACUCACAACAUUAAGUUAAUUAGGAAAUGAUGCGGAGUUGUGAGAUUUAUCUCCAGUUGAUGAUUAUGGUCAUCCAUGUCUGGAUACCUUAAAUAAGUUUGACCUUAUCUUUAACAGGACUCAUUUAAUACAUGAAGAAACACGAUGAAGCGUUCGACUCAAAAAUAAUAAUGAAAAAAGCUUUAUUUUGUCUUUGCCACGCGAUCAAUGCGAUAAUCAAGCGAGCAAGAAAGCCCAGAACGACAUUUUACACACUAAAUAUGCUUUAAUCUUAGCUCAUUCCAGAUGUACCUAUAUGUGUCAUUUAUAUUUCUGGAAGGGAUCACGCGGUAUAUUGUAGAGGUAGUUUCCAGGAACAUUUCUGUGACGUAUUGCAUUGCAUGGCUGUUUGAAAUUGCUUAGGAGCUACCCAGUGCCGUAGCGAAGAGAAAAGGAAAAUGCCCAAUCUUAAUAGAAUUCUGUGAAGCUAAGUUACUUCCGCCCUCGCUGUGACUAUACUUAUGUCACAGUAAAAUUGUAAGAUUCGGCAUUUUACAAACGGCGUCGUCAUUUUACAAUCUUGAUAAGAUAAAUAUACCUAAAUUGAUAAAACAGAAAAUCAUGGACACCCUCAGACAACCAUCACGUUCACGUUGACACUAUUGAGCGCACUAACAAUUUGCCUUCGGCAAUUUGCAUAACGCUUGAAGUUUGUAAAAUGACGGCGCCGUUUGCAAACGGCGGAUUCUUACAAUUUGCCUGCGACACAUUAUAUCAUGAUCUGUGCUAUGACAACGCUACGGCCAAGGGGCUGUCUCAUUUGAUAGUCUAUACAAAGCCAAUGUUUGCAGUCAGGAAGGCUAGUAGUAAGCCAGUCUUCGGUAUUUGUGAUAUUUUGUAUCUAGAAAGAAUAAUACUCGUAUGACUUGAAGAAUGACUUACUGAACUUCGCACCUUAUUGACUACAAAUACAUCAUAAGGUUGUUAUCACAACAGCUACAAUAUUGAGGAUAAUUUGUUCAAGGAAUAUGGAUACCGAUGCCGUCAUGAUGUAAACGAGAAUGUUGUUUUUCCACUUUGUACCUAUAACAAAUGUAAUAAGAAAAUCGGUAGAGUCGCUACAAAAAUAUCUGCGCUGCGAACGGUUUCAAUUUAGACUAAGGAAUAGAUUGUACAGACCAUUGACUUACAAUUUGCGUUAUAUCUGAGCACAUAUACGUGUAGAUAUUUUUGCAGCUCUUUGUUCACACCUUUGACAGCCAAAUUUGGAGGUGUGGCUAACUAAGUUGAAGUUUAUUUUUAUUCCUAGUUCUAAAAAAUUUCAUACAAAAAGUGACUAUGUGAUUUUUACUUUAUAAAUUGUCAUAAGCUAAAUACAUUUUGCAUUAUUUUUUUCCACAGGAUACGUAAUUUUGAAACAUAUCUGAAAUCCUAUGUACAAAAAUUAUUUGCGCUCGUAUUUUUAAAAUUACUUACAUGAAGAUAAUAUAGUGCAAACUCGCUGAUAGAGAUCACCUGGUUGUAUAGCUUUAGAUAAGUAUGUUCACUUGUACCAUAGGUACCGUAUCCCCCUGGGCUGGACAUAUUCGCCUACCACCAUUCGCCUACCAUUCGCCACCACAUAGUUUGUUGUUAAUGUCUGUUUAGUACGAAGACAAUUAUCGCAACUGACCAAACCGAGCUCGUCCUUGUCAAGGCAGGAGACGGUAUGGACGGUGUCCCGCUUUAGUGCAUUUUCCUCGCUCGAUACUGUACAACUAACAAGAUACUAGAUCUCCUCCACUUCUCCUCUGGAGUUGCAGGCGUACAUAGGCUACGGAGACUGCUUACCAUCAGGCGGGCCGUAUGCUUGUUUGCCACCGACGUAGUAUAAAAAAAAGUACAAAACUUCGUGACGCCUUUGGAAUUGGUAACGAAAUUUGCAUAUGAAUAUCAAAGUUGUUCAAAUCAUUCCGAACACAAAACAUUCGAAUGAGAGCAAUCUGUGACUUAUAAAAAUACAUUUUGUAGAAGACAAUAUCACGGCCUACGAAUUCGGAUUUAGAAUAGAUGCAACGUUGGUAGUUAGUUGAUUUCGAUUGAUUUGUCGAAGGUACCUUCCUGUACGUACCUGUGCCGAAGCCACUUUUAACAAUAACUAGAUCUUUAAAAAUAAGUAGAUAGCGUUUCCUCGUUAAUAGCUAAUUAGAAGUAAGUUUGAGACUUAAUGACUUUUCUGUAACCUGUAGUCGUGGGUAAAUGUGGCGGGUGUUGGCUCGUCCGCGAACGGAACCUCAUCUAGGGUAGGAACGUUAUUUAAUAAGGGAAUCGUCGACGCCGAAACUAAAUGAGCACAUGACUAAACUUCAUAAUAUCGGCUGAUAUGAGGUCGGGUAGACAGUCGUCCUAAGUACGAAGUGAAAAGAAUGACUUUUAUAUUGGUCUUAUAACGCUUUAAAAAAAAUUUAACCGACUUAGACUAAAUAAGGUGCAACCCUAAAUUGGCAGACCACCAACUUAACAAAUAAUGGAAUCAAUAUAUGAGAUUCCACCUAAUGCAGUAAUUUAUAUUCUUACCCCCCGGGUUACACAUACUUGAUGAUUUUCAUCACACUUGCAAAAAGAUGUACUAUGUUUAAGCCAAAAAAGCGAGGCAUGUAUAGAGAGGGGACUAUUUGGCAUACAGACACUAUUAAGCGUAAAAUAUGGUUAAAAUAAAAAUACAGCUAAUGAACAACUAACAUUUAACUUUAUCCAUAAAUAAACUAUAUAUACUAUAUAACCUACCUAUAUCCAUAAAUAAAUUGUUCAUAAGACAUUAUUCCCUAAUGAGUAAUAUGAGCUAUUUAUUACCAACUGUCGGCACACAUCACAUGCGUGCGACAGCAUUCUUUACUAGCAGCAAGUGUGAUGAAAUAAAAAAUAUCAAUUGAACUAGGUUAGUUUUUGCUUUAAGAAGUUUUCAAAUGCCGAACUAUUGGACUAGAACAAGCCCGUACAUCCUACAUCAACUUUAUACAAUAAAGCAUUAAUAUAAUAAAGCGGGAGAUACAUUUGCUGGUAUGUAAUUAAUCUAAUGAUAUACAUAUUAGUAUUUAAGAAUUACUACAAUGAAUUCAUACAUUUUUAUUCAAUCUGUCCUUUCUAGAAAAUAGCUUUAGAAUACCAUUUUCGAGGUGCCAGACGUACCAGUGAUCUUACUAUUCCUCCAUAUUCGAAUGUUUUCUUCGUGAAAAAGGUAUUACGAAAAUGUAUAUUUGGCAUUCCAUGACAAGUCACUAAGGUUGUCUCGGGGACAGUCGGUCGGAGACUCCGUUGCUAGUAACUUUGGUUUCGCCUGCCGAGUAAUCGCAAUGUUGGCUAAGAAUGUAUAUAAAACAAAUACAUUUUGGGCAAUCCAACAUAUCCAGAUUUAAAGCUGUGGUCAGUUAAUUUUGAGCCUUUUUUCUGCGAUUUUAACCUUGAUUAUAUAUAUUCCAAUGCGAUUGACGAGCUUUCUGGGUCGGUGGCGAUGGCGACACGCACAUCGUGUUGUGUAUGUAGCUAUCUACCACAAGUUUAUCAUGAUGAACAGCCAUGCUCUCACACCGAAGGUUCACCGCACACAUGGUUAAUAAGCCAGGUAAUAAGUCCAGUACAUUGCGUAUCCGAGAAUAAAUAUUAAAAAUGUUUGAGCUAAUUAAAUGGUAACAAUCCAGAAAGCGUGUUUGAGCCAGGGCUAUAGGCCAGGUUUUCCUCCGACCCAGAUUGUAGUUUCGUUCCAUCAUUGACUGAUUUCAACUUACACGGCAGAUGGAACAGAACAUUGUUAUAAUAUAUAUAACCCACUUAUAAUUAUAGCCUAAUUAUUUCAGUGACCAAUGAGCGGUAUAUUUUUGUAUUAUCGGUGUUGUUUGCUUCGCAGCAGUAUUGCAAGUGAGCAUCGCGGGUGAACUAGAUUACCUUCGCUAGUUUGAUAGUUUUAAUCCAAUAAACUAGUCGUAACAUACAGUAGUACGAGUAGAUAGGUAGAUUACAAGCAAUAAAUAAUAGGCAAAAAUUAUUGUUGAGAAAUUUGACAAAAGUAGCAGAGAAACAUUAAAUAAUGAAGGUAUUUUACACAGCAAUCGUUGAAAUUUUUUACCACGUCUUUUGAUAGCAAUUCUACUUUUGUCAAAGUUCCGUUGUUUUGAUUAUUAAUUUAACAUGAAGGUAGUAGUGUUACAUAAAUCGAAAAGUGUACUUGAGGUUUUUUACUAGAUGUUAGAACGAACGCACCGCUGUCGUACCGUCGCCGGCAUCUACAAUUAAUUAUUGCUUAUUUAUAACAUCGGUCAUAUUUUUGGAAAGCGAUAUUCCGACAACGUGUUUACAAUAGAAUAGCAUUUAUUUUUCUGUAAAAUUAGGUACUUACCUACUCUGCUCACAUGUUAAAUAACUUAUAUAACUACCUACUUAUUUUUGAUCUUUGAAAAGUUAUUGGACUAAACUUUGAAUAGUACUUUUAGGGCUGUUAUUUAAGUUGUUGAUAUUAGUACUCCUUGUGAAGUUUACAAGUUAUCUCGCCUAAAUAUCAAUUAUUUACACGAUUAUUAUAUCAUUAAAUUAAUCCACGUUUUUAUAAGUAGAUGACUUGUAGAAACCAAUAAAAUUGUUUUAGAUUGAGGUAAUUAUAGCGUACGUUGGCGACAAGCCCACCCUAGUCGCCCUGGACUCCCUGGACCUGGAUAUGGUUUCCUUAGAUGUUUGGAGAAUGAUAUUUUGAAUAGGUUAUGUUAAAUAGUGAAUGUAGAGUGAUAUUCAAGAGCAAUAUAACAGUAUUUAGUGUAUUAAAUAUACCUCUCAUUUUACAUGUUCAGUUUAUUUGGCAUAAUGGUUUGUAUCUAACGUAUAACGCGAAUCCGUCUCGGAUAUUUUACCUAGUUGUAAAGAUCUAUGAUCAAAUUCUGACAUUGUAGCCAUUGACGAGAAGGUAAACCUAUUAUUAAAUUUUAUUUGACUCA
This is a messenger RNA of Cydia pomonella (codling moth), 7028 nucleotides long. Its product is annotated as progestin and adipoQ receptor family member 4. Lineage: Eukaryota; Metazoa; Arthropoda; Insecta; Lepidoptera; Tortricidae. Gene Ontology annotation, molecular function: signaling receptor activity. The transcript has 6 exons. The record is from RefSeq and is a predicted model, not a curated record. The coding region runs from base 840 to 1895 and encodes 351 amino acids. Gene Ontology annotation, cellular component: membrane.